Molecule: messenger RNA, 1130 nt
Organism: Schistocerca gregaria
Lineage: Eukaryota; Metazoa; Arthropoda; Insecta; Orthoptera; Acrididae
Exons: 2
Coding region: 44-976 (310 amino acids)
Source: RefSeq, a predicted model, not a curated record
CUUUUAAUGAUUAUACUACAGCUAUUUUCUGAAAGAUCUAGGAAUGGAAUCCUGCAACUCAAAUAGCUUUGAUUACUUCGAAAAUAAGAACCUUAAAGCUCUAGCUAGAAAAAUAGGGUCCAGGCCGAUAACUAAGAAUUUAUUUGGUAGGCAUUGGUAUUUUUGCGAAUUUAGUUCUGUUAUGCCUCAGCUUAUUGAACAAGGUUAUAAUUCCUCAAGGUACCUAGAAAGGAACCGACAAAGGCCGUACCCUACCUUUUUGGCAUUCACUCAUUGCUUGAAUGAAGACUUAAACACUGAAUUCUCCAGGGUAUUUGCUUAUGAUAAUCUAGGGGAAGAAAGAGCCCCAGUUAGUCCAGAUACUUUAGUGUUCAUUAGGAAUUACUUGAAAGAAGGUGUAUUCGGAAUAAGAGUUGUAAAAACAUCGAAUGCCCAAAGCCAAAAUUGGCUCACGAACAUAUCAAAUGAGAAAAGCAGAUUGUUAGAGGUUCAAAAGUCGUUGAAACUUAACGAAUCGAUAAAGGCCUUAUCUCCUCCUGAAUUGAAAAGCUUUGAAUACGAGAUUUAUGAGCACCCAAUGCAAAUCGAAGAUAUUCCUCAAAAAAAAGUGAAAAUGAUUGCAGGUAAUGCAAGUUCUCCUCCAAAGACUAAGAACAUAGAAAAUGAAGAUUUUGAAUUGUUUGAGGCAAAAAAAAAUAGCAAUAACGUCUCUAUAGCGAAUUUAGGUGCCGGUGCAUUGCUGACGGCGGGGGCAGUAUCCACUACAUCUACGUUUACAAGUGUGGUUGUCUUAGGAGUGACACUACUGUAUUUUUCUCGAAUUAUUGCUGAUGCGAAUUCGAAAUCUGUCUAUAAAGCAUCCUAUUCUAUUCUUAGUAAAUUAAGAAAUAUAACAACGAAAAUAAAAACUGCCUUAUCAUUGAGCGAUAAAAAAGAACAUAUGGCCGCUGAUUAUAUUAUAAACGAUGACUGUUAAUCUGAAAGUGAUUGAAUUGAAGUUUAUGUACAGCCAACCAAUAACCGUUAGAUGCUUAGCACGUAUAUCCCAAAAACUGCAUAGAACUGCAACAUGGAAUUCCCUCUUGCUUGGAAAAACUACUAUUUGUUGUAAAAGCAGAUAGUCUAUCUCA